AUGGAUCCACGGCAGCCGCCCAAGCUUCCCUUCCAGCCGUCGCCCUACGCACGCUCUCCUUUCCCGCAUCCUCCUCCGACAUCAUCAUCAACACCAUCCAUCGCCGCCGCGUCCACCGCAAACGUCGCUCACAACGCUCACAACGGCGUCGUCGCCCCGAACUCGGCUGCCUACGCUUCGCCCUCGCCGUCGGCCCUCUCGACGCCGUCUCUCCCCGCGCACGCGUCCCAGUCCCACACCCAGUGCCUGAGCCCCAGCCGGAGCCCUGCGUAUGCCGCCCAUAACCCGCUCCAGCGUCGACCCUCCGAUACCCCCUUCCAUUCCUCGGCUGCACGCCCGUUCCAGCAAGACUCUGGCCACGCGCGCAUCCAGAGCUCGUCCUCGCUUCCGUCGCUUCGAGACCUAAAUCGCGCGAUGCCGCCGCCAAACUCGCCUCCUCAACCGGGGGCGCCACUACCGCCUGGCCAGCAGUCGCACGGCAUGAUGGGCUACGGGCCUCCUCCGCCUAGAGCGCCUCCCGUGGCCGUCGGUCCUCCCAUGUCGUUUCCCUCCGGUCGAGAGCUCCCGGCCUUGAACUCAAUUGCGCGAACCAACAGCGGUGGCAGCACCAUGUCGAUAUCAGCGAUGCUGGGCGGUCCACCGCCGGCGCUUCGAGACUCGCAACCUCCCCCGUCGCACUACCCUCCUCACUCAGCGGCGCCUGGUUCGGGGCCAGCCUUUGCGCCUGCUAUGCACGCCUCGCCUAGAAUGCACUCGGCCGCCGCAGACUAUCCUCCCUUCCGACGACCGCAAACGCCCGAUCACCAGAGACCAUACGAUCCUCGAGCCUCGCCACAAGGCCACUACUCGACCCCCGAAGUCCAGCGUUAUGGUACACCGUCGGCAUAUCAUUCGCGCCAUCACUCAAGCUCGGCCGACCCUGGCAGGUUGCCUUCCGGCCCGCCCCCCAGGCCGAGCAGUCAACCCAAGGCGUACCCAGGAAUGCCUCCUAGGUCCAUGGAGAUGGUUCGAGGUCCCGGUCCUGACGAAGGUUAUGGACGGCGGGAUGAGAUGGGCCGUCCCGCGCCCGGCCCCCCAGUGGAUUACAACCCUGAGAGAACAGGUCUACGACCCUUCCCCUACGACGACCGGUACAGGGCAGAGCGCGAACGAGGAGAGGCAGAGCAACGGGAACGAGAAAGGAGGGAUCGAGCUUACUCAGGUAGCGAUUCAGGCCGGCACCCUAUGCACCACGAAUAUGGUCAUCGCGAACCUCCAAGGAACCCGCCCCAGUAUGGCCGUCCACCUGACGCGCGCGACCCCCGCGACAUUCGCGACCCACGAGAUCCCAGAGACCCACGAGAUCCUCGAGACCUGCGGGAUCCUCGAGACCAGCGAGACCCUCGAGACCAGCGAGACCCUCGAGAUCCUAGAGAUCCUAGAGACCCCCGAGAUCCUCGAGACCCGCGAGAUCCGCGAGAUGCUUGGGGACGCCAGGGACCUGAUCCAACUUACAGAGCACCCAUGGAUCAUCAGCGACCACACCCAGAAUACCCUCCUGCCACCGGGCCGUAUCCACCUCACGGACCUGCUUACCAAACUGCGCCCCCCGAUCGAUACCCCCCAGUAUCCCAUUCUCAACCUUUGCAGAAUCCGCCUGCCGCUCCUCCGCAUCCCUAUGACUCCCCCGAUCGACUUCGAGUAAGCCUGAUCCAUCCGCUGCAACAACAGCAGCAGCAACAGCAACAGCAACAGCAGCAGCAACAACAUCAACAACAACAGCAUCAACAACCUCAACCCCCCCAACACCGACAGCGCCCGAGUGAGGAAGCACCACCACCACCGUCAAUCGCGUAUAAUGGGGCUCAAGGCCCGGCCCAGUUCGAACCCCCUCGACAUCGAAAUGAAGACCCCUCGGCACCCAACGGCCACCAACGGAACCUGCUGGCCAUUCAGGAGAUGAACCGCAAGGGCCGGAUCUCUCCACUUCCUCAAGCGGUGCAAGGCGCACAAUUGCAGCAACCUGGACCGGCCGGUGAACCUGGAAUUAAGAGCGAGUUCGGUCGAAUGUUUGCUGGUAUUGGAAAUGGACUCAUGGGUGUGUCGGGCCCGAUCUCAGCUGGCGCCACCAUGCCGUUUACGAACGCGUCGCUUGCGAAGCGGGAGGAUGCGGAUACCACGACGCCCGAUUCAGGCACAGAGAUUGUUGGAAAACCCGCCAAAGGUAGGAGGAGGAAGCUGAAGGAAGAAGACAAGGCGGAUGAUGACAGUAGUGGGAGGCUCACACCCACGGGUCGGACAAAGAGGCCCAAGACGCACUCCCAUCACCAUCAUCACUAUCGUGUCCCCCACCAUCAUCACCACCCCGAGGGGUCUGCCCCAGCUGGAGGAGCUACGCCAUUCAAUAACCAGAAGGGAGGGGCGCCUGGGGGACCUUCACCUACCGACAAGAAUGUCGGUGUUCCUCACCAUCAUCAUGGGCCCCGGCCAGGGCAUCCACAUGCCGCCGCUGCAAAGCCUGCGCAAAACGCCGCGCCAGUCAUCCCCCCGAAGCCCAGGACGAUUGUAACCUCCAAGGCAGUGCUCGAUUCUGUGGCUACCCGUCCUCGUCACCAUUUGGGAGAUUUCAUUUACGAGCCGGGGCUCAAGGCCGGCAGGCUAAUCCCUAGCACCUCCACUCAUCGAUCAUUUGCUUCCAACCCCAAGCCUCUGCCAUGGGACAUGAUCAAGGACAAGGAAAACUGCACUUUAACAAUCAAGGUCGCGCGCAUCCACCUGUCUCCCGUAUCCCGCGAGGAAAUCACUUCUCGCGGCUUCCUCUGGGGAACCGACGUGUACACGGAUGACUCUGAUGUGGUGGCUGCUUGUAUACACAGUGGAUGGAUCAAGGGCGAGUGGACUGAGGACGUGGACAGUUCACUAUUGGACCUCGACCAGGGAACGACGGAAGGCAAACGACGCAAGAAUAAGAACCUGGCCGCCACUGUUGACCUGGAAUCCGAGGGCCUUAUCACAUCAGCACCGGCUGGUGGCCCUAUGUCGAUCCCCCCUCAGCGCGACUUGCACAUCAACAUUUUGAUCCUCCCGCGACUUCUUAGGUACUCGGCGUCAACGCGGUACGGAAUUUCGAGUCGAGAAUUCGGCGGAGAGUACGGUACUCGCCACACGGUCCACGACGGAAUCAGCUACAUGAUCAACAGUGUGCGAUGGGUUGAGAAUGGAGCGCAACCGCAGGCUAGGCUCCGCGGUAAAGCCCGAAGAGAACGCAUGCGCAAGGCUAUGUGGGAAGUCAAGGGAAGUCUGGAGAAUAUCAGCGGCCAGGAGCGCGAAAAGGAGAAGGAGCGAAUCGGACGUCUGAGAGGCGAGAUAUCCGGCAGCUGGUGGACGAAAGACCGCGAAGGAAGCGAACAAAAGAACAGCAGCGGCGAACAGGGUCCCUCGAGCGAAGGGGACAAGGAAAACCGGUCAGCGGAUGCGGACCCAAAGUCACCACUCACGAAGGAGAUCAACGAGGUACAGGACAAGGACGUUCAAAUGGCGGACACGGACACGCCCGAGGAGACCGGGAAGGGAGACCAGUGA
Messenger RNA from Ilyonectria robusta, 3561 nucleotides. RefSeq names its product histone deacetylation protein Rxt3-domain-containing protein. The coding region runs from base 1 to 3561 and encodes 1186 amino acids. The transcript has 2 exons. The record is from RefSeq and is a predicted model, not a curated record. NCBI's taxonomy places the organism in Eukaryota, Fungi, Ascomycota, Sordariomycetes, Hypocreales, Nectriaceae.